Messenger RNA from Conger conger (European conger), 1729 nucleotides. It is a transcript of the gene fancl, whose product is annotated as FA complementation group L. Gene Ontology annotation, biological process: protein monoubiquitination; interstrand cross-link repair. The record is from RefSeq and is a predicted model, not a curated record. Lineage: Eukaryota; Metazoa; Chordata; Actinopteri; Anguilliformes; Congridae. The transcript is spliced from 14 exons. The coding region runs from base 237 to 1358 and encodes 373 amino acids. Gene Ontology annotation, molecular function: ubiquitin protein ligase activity. Gene Ontology annotation, cellular component: nucleus; Fanconi anaemia nuclear complex.
CCAGUGUUUAUAUCUCGUUGGCGAAACAUGUCAAAAAAGUUUAGCUAGCAAUAGCAUGCUAAAACAGCCAGUUCGCACUACGCAGUCACUCGAAUUUCUGAAAUAAUGUGUUAGCUAGAUACUUUGAAAAGGUAUGCAUAUAGUUAUCCAUAAAGGUGAAGUAUACCUAUAGCUACAUCAGAUUAAAUUCUCCGAACUGGCUGGUGGGGCUUCCUUGCUCACGUUUGCCUGGGAGAAUGGCAGAAAGUUCUUUAUUGCUGCAAGAUAAUCCGUUGCUUUUGCCUCUCAAUAAAGAGAAGACUAUUUAUGAUGGUUUCAUUACUGUUCAGGAGAAAGACUUCAGAAUAAGAAUACUGCUUCCAUCAGACCGCCAGCUAAAGAAUUCAAAGCUACAGUGCUGUUGGCGGUUGAAACGGCUGCUUUACGGAUACCAGCAUGUCAUGAAAAAGAGAUUGCAACAUUCAGCAGAUCUUGUCAGUUUUAUUUUGGAGCUUAAAACCGUUUUGGAAGUGGCGGUGAAGCGCAGAGGGGCGUGUCCAGCAGCCCCUCCCCCUCAGUACUACUGCCGGCUCAUUGGCGAGAUCGGGAGCCUGGGCUGGGAUAAGCUGCUCUUCCUGGAUGGCGAGCUGCGCUCUCUGAAGCUGCAGGCCCACGACUCCUCCGGACGCCAGCACGUCCUCGCGCUCAAGCUGAAGGCCAAGCACCCAGCAGAGGCCCCGGAAUGUUCCGCAGACCUGCCUCUCCCCCUGAACAUCACCUGGACGCCGCAGAGCACCCUCCUGAACAUCCACGCUCAGUUCCUGUCCGCCCUGGAGGCCCUGCAGGAGUUCUGGGCCAUGCUGGACGAGAUCGAUGAGAGAACCUGGGUCCUGGAGCCGGAGGAUCCGCCCAGAGCAGCCACCAUGCGGAGAAUCGCCAUCGGGAACAACGUCUCAAUAAAGUUGGAGAUCGACAGCAGACACCCAAAGAUGCUGCCUGAAUGCUGCCUGCUUGGAGCAGAGCAUAUCGUGACCCCCCUGAGGAGCAAACUUAACUCGAACAUGCAUUUAUGGAACCCGGAAUGCAGCGUGCUGCAGAACCUGAAGGAUGUUUUGGAGAUCGAAUUCCCCUCUCCCGCCACCCACGCAAAAUCUAGUUUGAGCGCUGAGUGCGGGAUCUGCUACUCCUACCGCCUGGACUCGGCUAUCCCGGACCAGGUGUGCGGGGACCUGCGAUGCGGACAGCCCUUUCACCAGGCCUGUCUGUACGAGUGGCUGAGAGGCCUUUCGUCCAGCAGGCAGAGUUUUAACACCAUCUUCGGCGAGUGCCCCUACUGCAGCAAGCCUGUGACAGUGAAGGUGACCCUGCAGAAGCCCUGACCCCCCGGUCAUAGAAGCACCACCCUUUUGAACGAAUGAGGCAGGAGGAUGACCAGGAUGGCGAGGAGGAGCAGGAAGAGGAUGGCGAGGGGCCCGCCCCACUGCUGGAGCCUCCCGCGGGCGCCCUGCCUGCGGGCCGGCGUGUCCCUGAGGUAGUAUCGGUGGCGAGGCACGCUCACGUCCUCUGGAUCUUCCAGAUCUUCGCUCGGCUCUUCUGAGCUGCUGUCCGCGUACGCCUGCACCUUUCUGACCACGCGUCUCGGCUGGGGCUUCUUCUUCUGAAACACAGAGGACACGUGUACUGUAUACAGGCUGCUUUAAAAUGCCCUCCAUAUGUUACAUUAAAGAACUUAUACAAAUAUCAAAAUCCA